Molecule: messenger RNA, 6624 nt
Organism: Puma concolor (puma)
Lineage: Eukaryota; Metazoa; Chordata; Mammalia; Carnivora; Felidae
Source: RefSeq, a predicted model, not a curated record
AUGAGGCAGCACUCUGCAUUCGUAGAUGGGGAGAGCGGGAAGACCCAGGGCAGCACGGAGCCUGCUGUGAACAGUCGGAGGGUGGACGUCGCUCGGAGCAUGACCAUCAUCCCGCCCAUCACCGUCUUCCCCACCAUAAGCUCCCUGAACGCCGCGCACAACGGGCGGGUGUGCAGCACCUGGGGCGACUUCCACUAUAAGACCUUCGACGGGGACGUCUUCCGCUUCCCGGGCCUGUGCAACUACGUCCUCUCCAUGCACUGCGGGGCCGCCUACGAGGACUUCAACAUCCAGGUCCGCCGUGGCCUGGCCGGCUCCAGGCCUACCAUCACCCACAUCAUCCUCAAGACCCAAGGGCUGGUGCUGGAGGCCUCCAACGGCUCGAUCCUCAUCAACGGGCAGCGGGAGGAGCUGCCCUACAGCCGCGCUGGCGUCCUGGUAGAGGAGAGCAGUGUCUACAUCAAGGUUGACGUCCGGCUGGUGCUAACCUUCCUGUGGAACAGAGAGGAAGCUGCCCUGCUGGAGCUGGACCCCAAGUACGCCAACCAGACGUGUGGUCUGUGUGGGGACUUCAACGGACUCCGGGCCGUCAACGAGUUCUAUGCCCAUAACGCCAGGCUGACCCCUCUCCAGUUUGGAAAUCUCCAGAAGCUGGAUGGGCCCACAGAGCAAUGCCAGGACCCCCUACCUUCCCCUGCCAACAACUGCACGGAUAGGGAGGGCAUCUGCCACCGCACCCUGUUGGGCCCGGCCUUCUCGGAGUGCAACACGCUGGUGGACCCUGCCGUGUACGUGGCCGCCUGCACCCAGGAUCUGUGCCGCUGCCCGGACUGCCCGUGUGCCACCUUCGCCGAGUAUUCCCGCCAGUGUGCCCAUGCAGGGGGACAGCCCCAGAACUGGAGGGGCCCUGACCUCUGCCCCUGGACCUGCCCCCUCAACACACAGCAGCGGGAAUGCGGCUCGCCCUGCGCGGACACCUGCUCCAACCCGGAGCGCUCCCAGCUCUGCGAGGACCACUGUGUGGAUGGCUGCUUCUGCCCCCCAGGCACGGUGCUGGAUGACGUCACCCACACGGGCUGCCUGCCCCUAGAACAGUGUCCAUGCACCCACGGCGGCCACACCUACGCCCCGGGGGCCUCCUUCACCACCAGCUGCAGCUCCUGCACCUGCUCUGGGGGGCUGUGGCAAUGCCAGAACCUUCCGUGCCCUGGCACCUGCUCCGUCCAGGGCGGGUCCCACAUCUCCACCUACGAUGAGAGACUCUACGAUGUGCAUGGGGACUGCAGCUACGUCCUGUCCAAGAAAUGUGCAGGCAACGGCUUCACUGUGCUGGCCGAGCUGCGGAAAUGUGGCCUGACGGACAACGAGAACUGCCUCAAAAUGGUGACGCUCAGCGUGAACGGCGGGGACACGAUCAUCCAGAUCCAGGCCAGCGGCGGGGUAUUCAUGAACUCCGUGCACACGCGGCUGCCCGUGUCAGCAGCCAACAUCACCAUCUUCAGGCCUACGUCCUUCUUCGUCCUGGUGCACACGGGCCUCGGGCUGCAGCUGCAGGUUCAGCUGGUGCCCCUCAUGCAGGUGUUCCUCAGGCUGGACCCCUCCUAUCACGGACAGAUGUGCGGCCUGUGCGGGAACUUCAACCAGAACCAGGCCGAUGACUUCCGGACCCUCAGCGGCGUGGUGGAGGGCACAGCCGCCGCCUUCGCCAACACCUGGAAGACCCAGGCCGCCUGCCCCAACGUCAAGAACAGCUUCGAGGACCCCUGCUCCCUCAGCGUGGAGAACGAGAACUACGCCCAGCACUGGUGCUCCCUGCUGACCGACCCUGCCGGAGCCUUCUCGCCCUGUCACUCUGUCCUCAACCCUGCACCCUUCCACUCGCACUGCAUGUUCGACACGUGUAACUGUCAGAAGAGCGAGGACUGUCUGUGUGCGGCCCUGUCCUCCUACGUGCACGCCUGUGCCGCCAAGGGGGUGCUGCUCAGAGGCUGGAGGGACGGCGUGUGCGCCAAGUAUGUGAGCAGCUGCCCCAAGUCCCAGAACUACAGCUAUGUGGUGGCCGGCUGCCAGCCCACCUGCCGCGCUCUGAGCCAGGUCGACGUCACCUGCGGCGUCACCUUCGUGCCUGUGGACGGCUGCAUCUGCCCCUCGGGCACCUUCCUGGAUGACUCGGGUGCCUGCGUGUCCGCUGAGGCCUGUCCCUGCUACUUCCGUGGCUCUGCAGUGGCCCCGGGGGAGGUGGUGCAUGACGACAGCGUGGUGUGCUCGUGCGUGGGUGGGAAGCUGAGUUGCCUGGGAGCGGCGGAGCACAGGAGCUCAGGGUGCGGGGCCCCCAUGGUGUACCUGGACUGCCGCAACGUCUCCGCCGGCGCGCCCGGGGCCGAAUGUCUCAGGAGCUGCCACACGCUGGACGUGGACUGUUUCAGCACUCACUGCGUGUCCGGCUGCGUCUGUCCCCCGGGGCUGGUGUCGGACGGGAGCGGAGGCUGCGUGGCGGAGGAGGACUGUCCUUGUCUGCACAACGAGGCCACCUACAAGCCCGGGGAGACCAUCAGGGUCGACUGUAACACCUGCACUUGCAGGAGCCGCAGGUGGGAAUGCAGCAGCAAGGCCUGCCUGGGCACCUGCGUGGCCUACGGGGACGGCCACUUCAUCACCUUUGAUGGCGAGCGCUACAGCUUUGAAGGAAGUUGCGAGUACACGCUGGCGCAGAACUAUGAGCUGAUCCUGCGUGAGGGCACCCACAAGGUGGUGCAGAGGGGGCCGGGCGGAGACCUGCCGUACAAGGUCCGGUACACGGGCAUCUACCUGACUGUCGAGACCCGCAGCGGCAUGGUGGUGUCCUGGGACCGAAAGACCAGCGUGUUCAUCCGACUACAGCAGGGCUACAAGGGCCGGGUCUGCGGGCUGUGCGGGAACUUUGACGACAAUGCCGUCAAUGACUUCACCACGCGGAGCCAGUCCGUGGUGGGCAAUGCCUUGGAGUUUGGCAACAGCUGGAAAUUCUCCCCGUCCUGCGCCGACGCCCCGGCCCCCAGGGACGCCUGCGCCGCCAACCCGCACCGCAAGUCCUGGGCCCAGAAGCAGUGCAGUGUCCUCAACAGCGCCACCUUCGCCGCCUGCCAUUCUCAGGUCGACUCCACCAAGUAUUACGAGGCCUGCGUGGGCGACACGUGUGCCUGUGACUCCGGGGGCGACUGUGAGUGUCUCUGCACGGCCGUGGCCGCCUACGCCCAGGCCUGCCGCGACGUGGGCGUGUGCGUGUCCUGGCGGACCCCGGACAUCUGCCCCUUGUUCUGCGACUACUACAACCGCGAGGGCCAGUGCGAGUGGCACUACCAACCGUGCGGCGCACCCUGCAUGAGGACCUGCCGGAACCCGAGCGGCCGCUGCCUGACCGACCUGCCGGGCCUGGAAGGCUGCUACCCAAAGUGCCCGCCCAGCGAGCCGUUCUUCAACGAAGACCAGAUGAAGUGCGUGGCCCAGUGCGGCUGCUACGAUGAGGACGGGGACUACCACGACGUGGGCGCGAGGGUCCCCACGGCAGAGAACUGCCAGAGCUGUGAAUGCACGGCUGGCGGCCUCCGGUGCGCGCACAGCCUCGAAGCGUGCACCUGCACCUACGAGGGCAGGACCUACCAUUUCGAGGAUGUCAUCUACAACACGACCGACGGGCUCGGUGCCUGUUUGAUCGCCAUCUGUGGAAACAAUGGGACCAUCAUUCGGAGGGCUGUGGAAUGUCCCGGAACCCCGUCCACGACACCCUUCACCUUCACCACCACCGUGACACCCCUCUCCACAACAGGCUCGGUCCCCACCUCCUCCACCGUGUGUGUGCGAGAAGUGUGCUAUUGGUCAGGCUGGCAUGACAGCAGCCAUCCAGAGCCUGGCCUGCCAGGUGGAGACUUUGAGACGUUUGUGAACCUGAGGCAGAGGGGCCAUGAGGUCUGCCCAGCCCCAGUGGCCAUUGAGUGCCGGGCACAGAAAUUCCCCCACGUCCCGCUGCAGCUCCUGGGCCAGAAAGUGGAGUGUGACGUGGCCCGGGGGCUGACUUGCCUCAACAGUGAGCAGAGCCACCAGCUAUGCUAUAACUAUGAGCUGCAAGUCCUCUGCUGUGACCACGUGCCCUGUGGCACCUCCCCUGGUGCCACCACCCAGCAGCCACCGGUCAGCUCCCUGUCUGGCCCCACCUUCCAGUCCACGGGGGCCCCCACCGUCCAGUCCACGCGGGCCCCCACCGUCCAGUCCACGCGGGCCCCCACCGUCCAGUCCACGGGGGCCCCCACCGUCCUGUCCACGCGGGCCCCCACCGUCCAGUCCACGGGGGCCACAACCACGACAGGGACCCGGACACUAAGCUCCUCGGCCUCGGCCACCACCGCCUGUCAGCCCCGGUGUCGGUGGACGGAGUGGUUCGAUGAGGACUACCCCAAGUCCGAGGAGGCCGGGGGGGACGUUGAGUCCUAUGACAAGAUCAGGAGGGCAGGAGGGGCCGUGUGCGAGCAUCCGGAGGACAUCGAGUGCCAGGCCGAGAUCUUCCCCGGCACGAGCCCCGCAGAGCUGGGCCAGCACGUGCACUGCGACCCCAGCUUCGGCCUGGUGUGCAGGAACGAGGAGCAGGCGGGCCUGUUCAAGAUGUGCUACAACUACAGGAUCCGUGUGCUCUGCUGCAGCCGCGACCACUGCGCAGAGCCCACCGCCACCGCCGCCACCGCCGCCGGGCCGUGGACUCGGACGAGCCCGCAGGGGACCCCGUGGCACCCCUCGACGGGACACACCCUGGCGUCAGGGACGACGCCCACCCAUGUGGCUCCCACCGUCACAAGAGCAGCGGGCGCAACCGGCACCGGCACCAUCAGCCCACCGUCCACAGAGACGACCACGCCAACAACAAAGACGUCGCCGGGAACCCCGGGAACCGGGCCCACCACCGGCCAGGGCACGACCGGCUGUCAGCCCCAGUGCGAGUGGACAGACUGGUUUGACGUGGACUUCCCGACCUCAGGGGUGGAGGGCGGGGACAUGGAGACCUUCGACAACAUCAGGGCCGCCGGGGGCAAGCUGUGCCGGGAGCCCAAGGACGUACAGUGCCGGGCAGAGAGCUACCCCGAGGUCAGCAUCGACCAGAUCGGGCAGGUGAUCAGCUGCAGCCUGCAGACAGGGCUGGUCUGUAGGAACGCGGACCAGAAGGGCCAGUUCAACAUGUGCUUCAACUAUAACGUCCGGGCGCUCUGCUGCCAGCCCUCGCCCCACUGCCCCACCUCCGCGGCCCCGAGCACCAGCAGCACUGCCGCUGGGGCUGUGACGUCACCAGGACCAGGGGCCUCCACCAGAGCACCCCCGGUGCCCGCCACGCCCACCUCCUCCCCAUGCCCCCCAGCACCUCUCUGCGAGCUGUUGCUGAGCCCGGUCUUCGCAGAGUGCCACGGCCUCAUCCCGCCGGGCCCGUUCUUCAGCUCCUGCAUCAGUGAUGGCUGCCAAGCCGACCGCCAGGCGCCCUGCAAGAGCCUGGAGGCCUACGCAGCACUCUGCCGUGCCCAGGGCGUGUGCAGCAGCUGGCGCGACGCCACCGGCGGGCUGUGCAACUUCACCUGUCCGUCCGGCAAGGUGUACCAGCCGUGUGGCCCCGCACAGCCCGUGUCCUGCGACUCCAGGCGCCAGAGCGAGGUGGGCAAGGGGCUGGCGGAAGGCUGCUUCUGCCCGGAUGGACACACCCUCUUCAACACGCACACAAACGUCUGCGUGCGCGAGUGCGGCUGUGUGGGACCAGACGGGUUUCCCAAAUCUCCCGGGGAGCGGUGGGUCAGCAACUGCCAGGACUGCGUGUGUCACGAGGGCUCCCUGUCGGUGCGGUGCACGCCCGUGCUGUGCGAAGCCCGGGACCGGCCCCCGCAGUGCAGCCGGGCGGGCCUGGUGACUGUGACCAGGCCUGUGGCUGACAAGCCGUGCUGCCUGGAGACGCUGUGCGUCUGCAACACGACCACCUGCCCCCAGAGCCCACCCAGAUGUGUGCCGGGAGAGGAGCUGGUGGCCACCCAGGAGGAGGGCGACUGCUGCCCCACCUUCAGCUGCCGACCUAAGCUGUGCACCUACAAUGGCACCGCCUAUGGGAUCGGUGCAACCUUCCCAGCGGUCACUCCCUGCCACACAUGCACCUGCCUGUCCGUGGACACCCAGCACCCAACGGUGCAGUGUGAGGAGGACAGCUGCAGCACCACCUGCCCCCAGGGCUUCCGGUACCAGAAGGUGGACGGACAGUGCUGUGGGGAGUGCGUGCAGACAGCGUGUCUCACGCCGGACGGCCGGCUGGUCCAGCCCAACGAGACCUGGGUCAGCAGCCUCGUGGACAACUGCACGGAGUACCGCUGCGACGCCAAGAACGGGCUCCACGUGCUCACCCCGAGGCCGCUGCCCUGCCCGGACCCGUCCAGCUGCAAGGCCAUGCAGCGUCAGUGCACCUGCUGCCAGGAGACAAGGGUUCACGAGGAGGUGGUGACCAUGCAGUGUCCCGAUGGGACAACGGUCCAGCACACCUACACCCACGUGGACGAGUGCAGCUGUGCUGCGUCCUGCGUCCCUGCUCCCGAGGCUCCCGAGGACAGCACCCCCAUCUUCUCGAUCUAG